UGGGACGGAGCAGAUGCGCACCGCUGGGAGGUGGGUGAGGAGGACAGUACCGGCCAGCAGCUUCCGAGAAAGGAGUGGACAGGGCCUCUCCGCUACCCUAAGCCACCGGUCAGCGCCCGCCCGCUGCGGGUGACCCGGAAACUCGCGCUCAGCCGUGGUAGGCUGUGCGCCUGGGUCGCGGACCUCGGGGCGCGCAUGCGCACCGUGGGCCUGCUCAUGCAGUGUGGGGGAGCCAUCUUUGACUGCAGGAGUGAAGCCCAGCCGUGGAUGUCCAGCAUGGACGACUACAAAAUCCUGAGAGUGAUUGGCCAGGGCUCCUUCGGCAGGGCUCUUUUGGUUCUGCAAGAACGCAGUAAUCAGACAUUUGCCAUGAAAGAAAUAAGGCUUUUAGAGUCUUUCUCUGAUACACAGAAUUCUAGGAAAGAGGCAGUUCUGCUGGCUAAAAUGAAACACCCCAAUAUUGUUGCCUUUAAGGAGUCAUUUGAAGCUGAAGGGCAUCUGUACAUAGUGAUGGAGUAUUGUGACGGAGGGGAUCUAAUGCAGAGGAUUAAACAGCAAAAAGGAAUGUUGUUUCCUGAAGAUACGAUACUGAAUUGGUUUAUACAGAUUUGUCUCGGGGUAAAUCACAUUCACAGGAAACGUGUGUUACACAGAGACAUCAAGUCCCAGAAUGUCUUCCUCACCCAAAAUGGAAAAGUGAAAUUGGGAGAUUUUGGCUCUGCCCGUCUUCUCUCCAGUCCCAUGGCCUUUGCAUGCACAUACGUGGGAACACCUUAUUAUGUGCCUCCAGAAAUCUGGGAAAACCUGCCUUAUAACAAUAAAAGUGACAUCUGGUCCUUGGGGUGUAUUCUGUAUGAACUCUGCGCGCUGAAGCAUCCAUUUCAGGCAAAUAGUUGGAAGAACCUCAUCCUGAAGAUAUGUCAGGGGCCCAUCCACCCUCUGCCAGCCCUGUAUUCCUAUAAGCUCCAGUGUCUUGUCAAGCAGAUGUUGAAGAGGAACCCCUCACAUCGUCCCUCUGCCACGACCCUGCUCUGCAGAGGCAGUCUGGCUCCACUCGUCCUGAAGUGCCUGCCCCCUCAGGUCAUCAGAGAGUAUGGAGAACAGGUAUUAGAUGAAAUCAAAGUAUCUGAGCCUAAGAAAACGAAAAAAAGGGCAGACCCCAGCAGAGGCAGGAUAGCCCUGGGAGAUGAAGCAAACGCCAUGCAAGAGGAAGAACAUGGCAGAAAGCGCAGCCAAGCUGAAUUGGAAGGCACUCGUACAAACUCAGUGGGAAGUGCGCUGAGAGCAGCCAGAGGAGAUACAGGUAGUUCACCGGAGCACCGGAGGAACCUCAGGCAGCGGUGGGAGAGGCACGACCCCAGUUCCGCUCUGGCAGCUUUGGAAAAAGCACCCGUCCUUACCUCCAGUUUCACGGCCGAGGAGGACAGAGGUGGUUCUGUGAUAAAGUAUGGUGAAAAUAAUGCCCGUAGGCAGUGGCUCAGGGAGCCCCCCGAGGCCUUGUUGUCCAUGCUGAAGGAUGCAGAUCUCAGCCUGGCAUUUCAGACCUACACAAUACAUAGACCAGGUGCAGAAGGAUUCUUGAAAGGUCCCCUUUCUGAAGAAACGGCGUCAGACAGUGUCGAUGGUGAUCAUGAUUCCGUCAUUUUAGAUCCAGAGAGAUUUGAACCUCGGCUGGAUGAAGAAGACACGGACUUUGAGGAUGACGAUGAAAACCCUGAUUGGUUGACAGAACUAAAGAAACAAGUGGGACGCCGGGAUGUAGGUGAUGGAAAAGUCCUCGGAGAAUGUGCCUGAGCCACGUGGGGGAGACACUGUCUAGAAAACUGAUGACAGGAAGUGAAAAUGAAGACUGAGAAAAUGGGUCAACACGCUUGAAAAGCAAUCCAGAAUCCUUGUGAGGUUUUUGAACACAAGGGAGGUCCAGUAGAUGCCGUGUGCCUUGCGUUCCGACAGAACAGGUGGAGUGCUAGCCUGCUGGUCACUAACUGUGUGUGUGUGUGUGUGUGUGUGUGUGAGAGAGAGAGAUAGAGAGAGAGAGAGAGAGAGAGAGAGAGAGAGAAUCAGAAACGACUUCUUUGAUCCCUCGUUUCCUUAACUAUACUAUAACAAUGCCUACCUCAGAGGAACCCUGACCAAGACAGUUAGAGCAACCCAUGUGUUAUGAUCCACACUUACUGUGUAACUCUCUCACUUUCCAAAUACAUUAAGUUGUGACCUA
This is a messenger RNA of Psammomys obesus (fat sand rat), 2218 nucleotides long. RefSeq names its product NIMA related kinase 3 (gene Nek3). Gene Ontology annotation, molecular function: ATP binding; protein kinase activity. The record is from RefSeq and is a predicted model, not a curated record. Gene Ontology annotation, biological process: protein phosphorylation. Bases 196 to 1794 code for a protein of 532 amino acids. NCBI's taxonomy places the organism in Eukaryota, Metazoa, Chordata, Mammalia, Rodentia, Muridae. The transcript is spliced from 16 exons.